This is a messenger RNA of Clarias gariepinus (North African catfish), 903 nucleotides long. Its product is annotated as C5a anaphylatoxin chemotactic receptor 1-like. The record is from RefSeq and is a predicted model, not a curated record. Bases 16 to 903 code for a protein of 295 amino acids. Gene Ontology annotation, molecular function: G protein-coupled receptor activity. The transcript has a single exon. Gene Ontology annotation, biological process: immune response; G protein-coupled receptor signaling pathway. NCBI's taxonomy places the organism in Eukaryota, Metazoa, Chordata, Actinopteri, Siluriformes, Clariidae. Gene Ontology annotation, cellular component: membrane.
CCACAGCAUUCAAGAAUGGAGCACAACAACUCAUCAAACGGCUCACUCACUGUCUCAACUGAAUACCUGAUUGCCAGUAGUGUGAUGGCAGUUUGCUUCAUACUGGGAGUCCCUGCUAACAUAGCAGUAAUUAUACGUCUUGCUGGAUGGCUAAAGGAAGGCAGUUUCACUCCGAGGCUGAUGCUAAGCCUGGCCAUAUCAGAUCUGCUCUCGCUGCUUUCUCUGCCGGUGUGGAUUUGGUCUCUUCUGAAUGACUGGAUCUUUGGCUUAGUCCUGUGUAAGCUUCUCUUUUAUUUGCAAAGCUUAGGUGUCUACUGCAGCAUACUGUGUGUAAUUUUGAUGAGUGCCCAGCGAUACACACAAGUGCUGCAUCCUGAUAAAUGGAACAAGCUUGGCAGAAAAGGAAAGAAGAUCCUUUUGGGUGGUAUGUGGAUCCUAAGUGGAGUAUUAUCUUGCUAUGCUCCCGUACAGCGCACUGUAAGCCAAAACAAUGUAGGACGGCUUCAGUGCAGUCUAGACUAUAGGAAUGAUGUGGAAAGAGUGGGUACUUUAACCUGGGAGAUUAUACUAUUUGUACUUUUGUUCCCCACACUGACUUACUUCUACUUUCAUCUUUACCAGGGAGUUAAUAACUCAGCUUUCUUCAGCAGUCGCUCAUUGACAAAACUGGUAAUUAGAAUUGUGGCAUGUUUCUUUAUUUUUUGGAUCCCGUUUCAAAUCUCCAACAUUGUGAUCAUCACUAUGUUGUUGACGAAUAACAGUUUUAUAAAAUCUGCAGAAUCUGUUGAGAAUAUUACUACAGCGUUGAUUUUUAUUAAUAGCUGUGUGAAUCCCUUCCUUUAUGCCUUUUCUGCUCGGGCUCUACAUGUACAACAACACAAGGAUACAAAAGAAGAUGCUUAA